Molecule: messenger RNA, 867 nt
Organism: Salvia splendens (bonfire salvia)
Lineage: Eukaryota; Viridiplantae; Streptophyta; Magnoliopsida; Lamiales; Lamiaceae
Product: 40S ribosomal protein S8
Exons: 1
Coding region: 27-536 (169 amino acids)
Biological process (GO): translation
Cellular component (GO): ribosome
Molecular function (GO): structural constituent of ribosome
Source: RefSeq, a predicted model, not a curated record
UAAUCCAGCGGAGCUGUCAGUCAAUCAUGGGUAUCUCACGGGAUUCAAUGCACAAGAGGCGUGCAACUGGAGGAAAGAAGAAGUCGUGGAGGAAGAAGCGAAAGUAUGAGCUCGGCAGGCAACCGGCCAACACAAAGUUGUCGAGCAACAAGACUGUGAGAAGGGUGAGAGUUCAGGGAGGCAAUGUGAAGUGGCGUACCUUGAGGUUGGAUACUGGAAACUAUUCUUGGGGUAGUGAAGCUGUAACCAGAAAGACCCGUAUUCUCGAUGUGGUUUACAAUGCAUCAAACAAUGAGCUGGUCAGAACACAAACUUUGGUCAAGGGUGCCAUUGUCCAAGUUGAUGCUGCACCAUUCAAGCAGUGGUACCUACAGCACUAUGGAGUUGAAAUCGGCCGCAAGAAGAAGGCCGCUGCCAAGAAGGAAGGAGAGGAAAUCACUGAGGCUGAUGCUGCUGAAGAGGAAAAGAAAAGCAACCAUGUUCAGAGAAAACUAGAGAAACGUCAGCAGGACCGAAAGAUCGACGCACAUAUUUAAGAACAAUUUGGUGGUGGUCGUCUGUUGGCAGCAAUUGCCUCUCGUCCUGGCCAGUGCGGCCGAUGUGACGGGUAUAUUUUGGAGGGCAAGGAAUUGGAAUUUUACAUGAAGAAACUUCAGAAGAAGAAAGGAAAGGGUGCAAGUAGUUAAAUUUGAAGUGUCUUUGUCAUUUCUUUUCCUUUAUGUGAGGGAAACCGUAUUAAUUGGCUGAGGUUGUUAAUUGUUAUAGAUUGUUGCUUUCUUGGUAUUCAUGUUUUAGAUCCUUUUUUUGGCUUGAUUGUUACUAUGUUUUUUGGUGCUGAGUUAUGAAUACUGUUGAUUCUAUUUCUUU